Molecule: messenger RNA, 1371 nt
Organism: Cottoperca gobio
Lineage: Eukaryota; Metazoa; Chordata; Actinopteri; Perciformes; Bovichtidae
Product: guanine nucleotide-binding protein G(o) subunit alpha-like
Exons: 10
Coding region: 104-1228 (374 amino acids)
Biological process (GO): adenylate cyclase-modulating G protein-coupled receptor signaling pathway
Cellular component (GO): cytoplasm; heterotrimeric G-protein complex
Molecular function (GO): guanyl nucleotide binding; G-protein beta/gamma-subunit complex binding; G protein-coupled receptor binding
Source: RefSeq, a predicted model, not a curated record
CCUAAUUAAGCUAAUUAGAUCCUCUGUGUCUUGCUAGCUCCUGUAUGUUGGCAGUUCAGGCUGUGAAUCAAACUACACCGGCGUGCCGAGCAAAAGCAGAGAGAUGUUUUGUUGUCUAAAUAUACUGCCAGUCCCGCUGCAGGUCUGCAUGGGAAUGUGCCAGGAUGUCACAGAAGAGGGUAAACGGGCUAAGGUCCAGAGCUCUAAAAUAGAGCAAGACAUUGGUGAACAUGCCAGGACUGAGAUGAAUGUGGUGAGAAUCCUCAUGCUUGGAGCUGCAGAGAGUGGAAAGAGCACCCUGAUCAAACAGAUUAAGAUAAUCCACAGUCACGGCUUCUCCAAACAGGAGCUCAUAAUUUUCAAGCCUGCAGUACUAGACAACCUGCUGACCUCUAUAAAGUUUGUUCUUCAUGGAAUGGGGAUGCUGAGGAUUAACCUCGCUAACGAGAAGAACAAGAUGCACGCCCGCUCCAUCCUGUCCUGCAGUCAGAGUUUGGGGCACGACGACGAGCUGCUUCCUUUUGUAGCUCAUGCCGCCUGUGAGCUUUGGGCUGACCAAGGGGUGCGUGCAGCUACAGCCAGAGGUUACGAGUUUGAGCUGAAUGACUCUGCACUCUAUUUCUUUGAGAACAUGAGUCGUAUCAUCGCUCCCCAAUACGUUCCCACGGAGACGGAUGUUCUGAGAGUGAGAGUGAGGACCUGUGGAAUCAUUGAGACUCAGUUUCAACUUAAUGAAAUGAUCUUUCGAUUGUAUGAUGUCGGGGGCCAGCGGAGUGAGAGGAGGAAGUGGCUCGGCUGCUUUGACAGUAUUCAAGCUGUGGUGUUUGUCGUGGCCCUCAGCAGCUAUGAUAUGACACAGACCGAGGAUCCUUCAGGGAAUCGGCUGCAGGAGAGUCUUGAACUGUUUUCAUCCAUCUGCACCAACACAGUCUUUAGGAGCACGUCACUGAUUCUGUUUAUGAACAAAACCGACCUUUUCCGGGACAAGAUCCUGCACUCUGGAAGGCACUUGAGACUAUACCUUUCUAGUUACAAAGGAGCAGAUGGUGACGUAGAUGCUGCAGCCCACCACAUCACUGCCCUGUUCUCCUCAUGUAACAGCAGUCCUGACAAACCUGUGUACCAUCACUUCACCACUGCCACAGACACCACUAACGUCCAGCUGGUCUUCCACAUGGUCAUAGAUCAGGUCAUGAAGGUGAAUCUAGCAGCUGUCCAGAUGCUGUAAAAGUCUCCUGAAGGCUGUUUAGAUUGUGUUUAAUCAUUCAGCGCAGGAAUUUUAAUGUUUUUUAAAUAACUUAUGUAAGCAGCUAACAGUUUAGAUAAUAAUUUAUUUUUAAAACCUUUUUAAAUAAAAAAUAUUUAUUGAUA